Xenia sp. Carnegie-2017 is the source of this 748-nucleotide messenger RNA. RefSeq names its product mesencephalic astrocyte-derived neurotrophic factor homolog. The coding region runs from base 130 to 645 and encodes 171 amino acids. The record is from RefSeq and is a predicted model, not a curated record. NCBI's taxonomy places the organism in Eukaryota, Metazoa, Cnidaria, Anthozoa, Malacalcyonacea, Xeniidae. Gene Ontology annotation, biological process: dopaminergic neuron differentiation; neuron projection development. The transcript is spliced from 4 exons. Gene Ontology annotation, cellular component: endoplasmic reticulum.
AACAUUGGCACACGAUUCUUACCGGUGUAUAGGUAAAAGUUGUCAGAACUUACUUUACACGUUUGUACACUUUUUAAGACGCUUUUUCAUCGAUUUUAGAAGCUUUCUGCUUGCGUAUUUUUAAUAGCAAUGUAUAUAAUAUCGUGUACUUUAGCGGUGUUCAUUCUUGGCGUCUUAUCUGCAACAGAAGCUAAGCUGAGGGAAGGCGACUGUGAUGUGUGUAUCAAGUUCCUGACAAAAUUUUCCAAAGAAGAGUUGGAUGGUAGUGAAAAGGGCCCUGAUGAUGUUAGGAAAAAACUUAAAGCUGUCUGUAAAAAGUCCAAAGGAAAAGACCAAAGAUUUUGUUACUAUAUUGGUGGUACAGAUGAUGCAGCCACCAGUAUACUGAACGAGAUCACAAAGCCAAUGUCUUAUCAUGUUCCUCCUGAAAAGAUCUGUGAAAAGUUGAAGGACAAGGAUGCACAAAUAUGUGAAUUACAAUAUGAGCAAAAAAUAGAUGUUCGUAAUGUGGAUCUUAAGAAAAUGAGAGUAAAACAAUUACGUAAAAUCCUUCAAAGUUGGGAAGAGGAAUGCAAUGGUUGCAUUGAGAAAUCAGACUUUAUACAACGAAUUGAAGAACUCAAAGACAAACACAUUGAAUUAUGAAUGUAAUUAAUUGUGAAUGGUAGUAUUAUAUAUACAUUUGAUAUAUGGUGGAAAUUGUUAUUUAAAAAGCAUUUUGUUACAAAAAAUGGUGUUAUCUUUGAAA